AUGCUGCAAGAUAAUACUGGGCCGGUUGUCAAGAAGGCGAAACCUUCAGAAAGGUUGCAGUGUGAAUAUUUCAUGGAAAAAAAGAAAAGAAGAUGUGGGAUGACUAGAAGUUCUCAGAACUUAUAUUGCUCCGAACACUUGAACUUGGUGAAAAAGGCCACUGGUUCUGAAAUACAUAAUAGGAAUGGCAGUGAAGCAGUAAAGGGAAGGGAAAGAAUUCCCUGCCCACUGGAUGUGAACCAUACAGUUUGGGCAGAUCAAUUGAAUAAGCAUUUGAAAAAAUGCAAUAAGACCAAACUAAGCCAUUUGAAUGAUGGCAAAUCAUUCUACGAACCAGGUUAUAACGGGAGGAAGGAAGUGGUGUCGUCAUUUGUCAAAACAGAUCUUACGGCCAAUCAUUUGACUCAGUCUAUUGAAUUAUUGUAUAAAGUUUUUGAGGGAGAGUCCAUGGGUGAGUUACCUUUGAGGCAGCUGAAUAAUGAACUUAUGUCUUCAAAACGAUUCCCUCAACUACUUUCGAACGUCAAACACGCUGUUCAGCAGUCCUCGCUGAUCGAGAACUUAGUUGCUGUUGGUGCACUGGAGAGGCCGGAGAGUUUGAGUUUCAUUGAGUUUGGAUGUGGCAGAGCAGAGUUCUCGCGUUAUAUCAGUUUGUACGUUUUAACCCAAUUGACCCAUUCGUCAGACGAGCAUUUGGAAUCGAAUCUCAACGAGUUUGUAUUGGUUGAUAGAGCAGCCAAUAGGAUGAAAUUCGAUAAAAAAAUAAAAGAUGACUUUUUAGAAAUAAAGUCACAUUCUAAUUCCGGGACUAUUAAUUGUCCCAUCAUCAACAGGAUGAAGAUAGACAUCCGAGACUUGAAGCUAGAUUCCGUUUUGAAAUCGACACCUGAGGAUAAGACGCAGUAUGUUUGUAUUUCAAAACACCUUUGUGGAGUUGCUACGGAUCUAACCUUACGGUGUAUUAAAAAUAGUUCGAUUUUACAUGGCGAUAACCAUGAGAAAUCCAGUUCCAAACUAAAGGCAAUUUGCAUUGCAAUGUGCUGCAGGCAUGUUUGCGAUUACAAUGACUAUGUCAAUCGCAGUUACAUUACGUACCUUCUUGAGAAGUAUAAAGUCGGUGCUUCCAUCUUAACGUAUGAAACAUUUUUCCACGUCCUGACUAAACUCUGUUCUUGGGCUACUUGCGGAAUGAAACCGGGCACCGAUAUUAUGGAUACAGUAAACAUUGUGGAAUCGUUUAAAGGAAGCGAUCCGUACACAAUAACUAUUAAAGAAAGAGAAACCGUUGGAUUGAUGGCUAGACGUGUAAUUGACGAGGGUAGAUUGGCAUAUGUGAAAGAAACGUUUACGGGGUUCAACGCCGAGCUGAUAAAGUAUGUAGAGGCUGAUGUGUCUCUAGAGAACGUUGCCAUGUUAGUUUAUAGAAAGUAG
Messenger RNA from Saccharomyces mikatae IFO 1815, 1431 nucleotides. It is a transcript of the gene TRM13, whose product is annotated as tRNA:m4X modification enzyme. The record is from RefSeq and is a predicted model, not a curated record. NCBI's taxonomy places the organism in Eukaryota, Fungi, Ascomycota, Saccharomycetes, Saccharomycetales, Saccharomycetaceae. The coding region runs from base 1 to 1431 and encodes 476 amino acids. Gene Ontology annotation, biological process: tRNA methylation. The transcript has a single exon.